Messenger RNA from Phytophthora infestans T30-4, 1176 nucleotides. RefSeq lists its product as uncharacterized. The transcript has a single exon. Gene Ontology annotation, molecular function: cyclin-dependent protein serine/threonine kinase activator activity. Gene Ontology annotation, biological process: positive regulation of DNA-templated transcription, elongation; regulation of transcription by RNA polymerase II. The record is from RefSeq and is a predicted model, not a curated record. Gene Ontology annotation, cellular component: cyclin/CDK positive transcription elongation factor complex; nucleus. Lineage: Eukaryota; Oomycota; Peronosporomycetes; Peronosporales; Peronosporaceae. Bases 1 to 1176 code for a protein of 391 amino acids.
AUGGCACCUGAACCUGUAGAUAAGUGGGUUUUCUCGCAGCUUCGUGCCGUGAUCCUGCGGUCUUCACGGACACCAAGCGCGACGUCUGAUGAUGCAGAGAAGGAGAACACGGAUACAGAGAGCCCUUCGGUGUUCCACACGCCGAGCUUCACCGAGUCCAAGGUGCCGUGGCGAGUGGAACAACAGCUGCGACGUACCACCUGUACCUUCAUCGAGCACCUAGCGCAGCUCCUGGAGAUGCCUGAAGCUCCCAGCAUAGCCGCUCAAUUGUUUGUCCAAAGAUUCUACAUGAUGCAUUCGUUUGCGACCCACGACCGCUUCUUGGUAGCUACAGCUGCGCUGUUUUUAGCUGGCAAGACGGAGGAAUUCCCAGUCAAGGUCCGCUACGUCACCGAGUGCUCCAUGUACCUACUGCUAUGUCGAGAACAAGCUCAAGAGAAAUUAACGACGAAACAUAAGUCUCAUACGCCGAAAGCCAAUGCAGCUGUUGCACAGCGUCACUCGCCGUCUCCUGCUGCGGCCAAAAAGAAUCAGAAGCUCGAUGCCAAAGGAAAACUUGUGGAGAUGAGCUCCACGCUCGGAAAUGACAAGGAAGCAGCAAAUACCAAGCACAUCGAGUGGCUGAAUGCGUUAUUAGAGGUCGUGGAGGUCGGAGAGGUCGAAGCCAACUCCAGUAAGGUCUUGCUCCUCGAAAGGAUCUUGCUACUCACCCUGUCUUUCGAGAUCGGAGCGCCGCAGCCAUUUGCCUAUGUGGCUCCGCACAUGGAGAAGAUUUUCGACUUGGAGGCGAUGCAUCCGGAUAUUUCGUACGAGAAUAUUCGUCAAGUCACAUUCAUGCUGGUCGCCGAUGCUGUGAAAAGUGGCUUGAUACUGGCGUUUGACUGCAUUGCGCUUGCUGCUGGUGCAGUGUACCUGGCGUGUUUGUAUCAUCAUCAAGUGAGUCCGAAUGUAGCAACAGAGAAGAACGAGCCGUGGUGGACGGUGCUGCAGCUGCCGGAGAGGGAGCUGGAAGAGGUAGCGAGAUGCUACUUGUGGAUGUAUGAAGAUGAGAGUGGAGACAAGAUCAAAGGACUUGGACCUGAUUUCCUCGACCUGUGGACACAAUACCGACCAAACGACAACCGACCCGACCUGGAGUAUAUCAAGGCACUGGAUGCCUCUCUACAGACGCCAUAG